AUGGUCCAGUGAAAAGUCCCAGGAGUGGCGAAGACAAAUAUCAAUAUUUGUCUUAUAAAAACUAAAAACAACCACAAAACUUUAACGUAGACCUUUAAUUAGAAUUAUUUAAAAUUAGUUUAAAGCACAUAUUUAGAAUGGCAGGGGAGGCAAGCCAUAAGAAAAAGGGAAAACUGUCCAGACAGGAGAGUAGUAGAUCUGCAAAAGAUUCGGAAAUUGAUAUAGAUAGACCGAUUGCUGGUGCCAGCAGCAAUCAGGACAAGACUAGAAGUGGCGUGAGAGUGUAUAAGAUUGUGGUACUUGGCGACGGCGGUGUCGGAAAGUCAGCUGUGACUCUGCAAUUUGUCAGUCAUAGUUUCAUGGAUUAUCAUGACCCAACAAUUGAGGAUUCAUACCAGCGACAAGCUGUAAUUGAUGGAGAACCUGCUCUGUUGGAUAUAUUAGACACAGCUGGCCAGGUGGAAUUUACCGCGAUGAGGGAUCAAUAUAUGCGAUGUGGUGAAGGUUUUCUGAUCUGUUACAGUGUGACAGACAGACACAGUUUCCAAGAAGCUCUAGAGUACAGGAAAUUGAUCCAGAAGGUCCGCGCCUCCGAGGACACUCCCCUGGUUUUGGUUGGAAACAAAUUUGAUCUCCAAAUGCAACGCAAAGUAACGACUGAAGAAGGCAAAUCUCUAGCACGUCAAUUUGGCUGUCCGUUCUACGAAACCUCAGCGGCUCUCCGUACCUACGUGGAUGACGCCUUCCACACGUUGGUGCGCGAGAUCCGCACCAAAGAACGGGAGAAACUGGGCUUGCAGGGCACCGAUCGGAAGCCGCACCGGCACAGUAAAUGGUGGCGGCUCCGCAGCAUCUUCGCUUUGGUGUUCAAGAGGAAGAGGCACGCGAACUUCAACUCGUAGGAGUGGGAUCUGGGCGAAGGAAACGAGUUCGCCUCUUAGGUUUGGGAUAGGGCGGGGGACUUUGGGUUUCGGACGGGUAAACGGUGUUUUUGGGGUCGGAAUAUUGGACAAAUUAGCGGUUUCGUCGAAAGUCCCCCGGUGUAUUCGUUUAUUUUUGUAUUUUCUUAUACGAGUCGUAUUUUUCACUUAUAAUUUCAUAUAAGACCACAAUAGUAUUGAAUAACAGAUUUACUUAAUAGUUUUGAUCAUUGUACGGUUUGAGAACUCGCAAUCAAAUACGUAAACGUUUGACUGGACUAACAAUCCCCAUUAGGAAACGACAAUUACAGAGUAAAAACCUCGUACUGCAUCUAAACUUUUUAGUGAAUUGUGACAUUUUAGUAAUUUAGGAGCCACAUUCCUAUAGUACUGCCAAUUUUUAUUCAGAUGCAUUUUUUACAAUUUUAAGUACAAUUUAAUGGCUAACAAUGAGUUUGGUUACAUUAAGCGUUUAACCCAGAUGCGUAAUGUACUCAAAUGAAGUGUGCUUUGUGUAAUAUUCGGUGUAACGCUAGACAUCGGGCAGAAAAUAUAUUUUAAUUUUAUAGAGUACCUAUAAUCGUGUAAAUCCGUCUCAGUUUUACAUUUGAUAUUACACAAUUUUUUUAACAAUCAUUAAUGAUAUAAGUACCAUAGUCUUUCGCAAUGAAUUUAAAACUGUGUAAAUAAUUUUAAUGAUUAUGUCUGAAUGAGAGUGUGUGUGUGAGUUGUUGCAUUUAUAAAUUAAUUAUAUGAGCGAUUUUAUGUACAGUUUUCUUGUUGAUGUUUUUUAUAUUUUAUUUUAUGUUUUGCUGUCCUGUAUGAGGCUUUAUAAAAGACCGUAUUGUAUUUUUGCUUUAAUAUCGUACCUGUGAGAUUAAGGAAGGAACGUUAAGAAACUGCGAUUGGUUUCUGACUUGUUGCAAUACACAAUUCACAACAGCCGAAUUUAAUACGCACAAUUCAAAAUAUCCCGUAAAGUCUAGUUAUUUUAAUAUAUUAUAUACAACAUUUAUUUAUAUAAAGGUGAAGUACAAAACAAAAAUGAAACGGAAAAAACCGUUCCGCAAUCGUUGAAUUAAAAUAAUUGGACUUUCCUUCAUCAUACCUAAAACAUUUAUUCACAUCACUGUUUAAUUUCGAAUUUGCAUCCGAAGCGCAUUUUUCCCGCAACGAAUAUAAACGAUAAAUAUUAAACGAAACUACAAAAAAAUCAAAUCAAAUUAUCUUCCUAGUCAGAUUUGUUUCGUUUCUUGCUGUAAUACAAAUAUAUUUUUUUUACAAAUUAUUCUCCCAGUGUUUUUGGUGAUGAGUCCAAAUAACUAGUCGGUUAAUGUAUAUGUAUAUAUGUUUAUAAUAAAUAUACAUAGCAAUAAUCAGAAGUAUAUUUAUUGUAUGGGUGUGAAUGUGUCUCAAAAAGAUACAAAAACAAUUAAAAAUAAAUAAGCUUUAAAAAGGUUGUAAAACAACAUUUUGAUUUGCUGUUAACCGUUUAAAUAUAUGCUUGUUUGUCGUGCAACAAAUUGCCAUUAAAAAUAGUUUAUUCAAGAAAGUAUAUUUAAACGUAAACUUUAAACAUCCAGUUAAAAUCAGUGUGAGUGUUUGAUGUUUCCGACAAAAUGGUAAAUGUGCAAGAGUCUAUGUUUAGUCAGAAAAUUAGAGCUUAACAUGUAUUGUGCAUUGAUACAAUCCUCCAGAAAAAUCAAAUAACACUUCCUUGACUUACCCAAAAUAUGUGUUAAACAUGUGGGCAAUUCAAGGAAGAUCAAGCAAUACAAUCAGUAGUUCGUAGUAUUACCAUAAACAGAUUAAAUAUGCAUUUAAUAACGUCAUGGAGUAUGAAUUCUUAAAGAACAACAUGUACGUCAGGUAAUACUCCCGUACUAAAAUAAAUACAUCACCAACGUUUCACAUUACGUAUUGUUACAUGUUGUUUUUAAGUUAAAUAUACUCUACUUUGAGUUUUGGAGACAAAUUACUAGUUUUAAAAUAAAUUACACAAAAUAUCUAAAUAUUUUUUGAAAAUUGACAAUAUUGCCAAUGUUACGUGAAUAAUCUUUUGUGAUAACAUUACUAAAAAAACAAACUAAAUUCACAUUGUAUUGUAAAUAUUAUAUAAAUCAUGUGCAUUUAAGGAUUGCAAAAAUGUGUGUAAUGGAAUAAGAAUGUUUUCUUCCGUUGUAGCACUGUUGUAGAUAUUUCUAUGUCAACUAACUCAUGGCAGCUGGACUGGAAAAAAACUAAAUAAUACAGAUGCUUUGUUCACGAAAUGCAAUUUGAUUUUAUAAUACAAAGAAAAAUUUACUGUGAGCUUAUACUGCUGUUUUGUGGACUAGAGCAUUGAUAUACGGUAUAUGCAGAAAAAAUGGUGGCAAAAAGAAUUUAUUGCAAGCUUUAAGACAACAUUGUUUAUUAUAAAUAUUAUUUGGGAGGUAGAGUUCUUUAGGCCGCCAGUAAUAUUAAUUUAUAUUAAUUUUAUUCUCAAUCUUCCAAUAACGAAAUUACGACUGUGGAACUUAUUUAAUAUUUCCUGUUAUAUAAAACAAUCGAAAAUCUGGAAGAUUAUAAUAAUUAAUUUGUUAGGUAGUUAAUUUGUUAACGGAAUCUCCAGUAAACAUUUUUGUGCCAUUGGUGGUUAUUUUUCCUAUAUAUAUUUUGUGUGAACACAGGACUUUGAAAGUGCUACUAAUUUGAGUGGAGUCAGGUCACGUUAAAUAGUUGUAAUUAAUGUUUUAAGAUUUCAUCACAAGUGUGAUGUGUGUAAAAUGUGACUUUUAAUUACAUUAAUUAUUAAAUUAUAUUAAAUGCGAGUUACGUGUAUCUAAAUAAAUAUAUUUAUUUUUGUAUUGAGACCACCACUAUAUGUAGUCGCACGUUUUGUGCAACCUGUGUUUAAAUAGCAGAAGACUGUAAGGUUAUUUUUUUACACUCAACUGUGCAUUACACCCUGUAUAAUGAUAUAUUCAUGCUAGUCCCGAGAAAAUAUGUUUACAUGAAAUACAACAAAGACUGAGUAUUUAUAGAUAGCAAACAUCAUAUAUUCUUUCCAUUAAACAAGCUCCACGGUCUAUUAACGUUUUAAUAUUUAAUUAUUAAUUAAACUUGUAUUAUAAUAGUAUUAUUUAUUAAUUUUUAUAUUAUACAUUACAAAAAUAAAUAUUUUAAAACCA
Aethina tumida (small hive beetle) is the source of this 4090-nucleotide messenger RNA. RefSeq names its product GTP-binding protein Rit1. The record is from RefSeq and is a predicted model, not a curated record. Gene Ontology annotation, cellular component: plasma membrane. Gene Ontology annotation, biological process: Ras protein signal transduction. Gene Ontology annotation, molecular function: GTP binding; calmodulin binding; GTPase activity. The transcript has 5 exons. The coding region runs from base 138 to 902 and encodes 254 amino acids. Lineage: Eukaryota; Metazoa; Arthropoda; Insecta; Coleoptera; Nitidulidae.